UACGUGUACCAGUAAAUCAGUUGAUGCAGUUAUUAGAUAGGAUUAUUUUGGUUUCUGAAGAUACAUGCAUUCCUAGAGAUUUAGAAUCUCGUGCCAUCUUGACGAUAUUUCCCGCUAUACAGAAUGCUGCAUGUACUCUCUUGGAAACAAUGCUUUUAAAUUUCCCUACAGAAAUGGAAACUAUAGCACAAUACAUUACAAAAUUAUUUGAUGGAUUGCUCCUAGCUUCAAGAACAAAUCCUGUGACAAGGCAUCAACUAAGCCAAAUACGAUCUUCUACUUGGAAGGUUUUAAAUCUGUGGAUUGUUCAAUAUGGAGUGAAUGGUGUAUUAUAUAUUUUACAAGGAAACAUUUUAGAUGAAUUACGUAUGGAUAUAGACAUAAGAGAACUGCCUGCUGAGGCCACAGAAUCCGUAAAGAAUCAGAAAGUGUGCCUAGAUACUUACAGUGUUAAAAGUCCUGUUGGAGCUUGGACGGUAUCUUCAUGUUGUGAAGCACUUGGAGUUUUCAGAGACAUGUUUUACGUUGGAAUGCCUUUCCUAGAACAAGCAAUAGUAGAGAAUAUUACAGCAGAUGUCAUUUUAAUAUUGUGUAAAAUACAGAAUUCCAAAGAUUUUCCAUUUCCUUAUGGAAAUGUGGAUUGCCGAAGACAGAUAUAUGAAGUUUUACUAGCUAUUGUAAUUUCUCAAGGACCUCAUCAAUCAUUUGCUCUUAGACAUUCUGUUGGAAUGUUUAAUAGAGGCUUAAAGGACCCAAGUUUUCAGAUAGUACGCAUCUGUCAGCAAGGUAUUGCUCACUGUAAAAAUAUUUUGCAUCCAAAGAAGCAUACUCUACCUGGAAUUCAGCAAGCAAGUGAGCAAAGAGCAGAUGAAGAAUGGCAAAGGAAUGCAUGGGGUUCCCAGAUUCCUUGGGCUUUAGAAGAAAAUCAGUUGGAGCAAGAUGUGCCAAAUGUUUCACAAACUGUUGAAAUUGGUCCUUCCUACCAUGGAAAUAGUGAAGCCGACUUGCAUGUAGCAGAAUCAUAUUCAUCAACAGGUUAUAACGAACAUAUUUCAGAAGGUCAAGUUAAUGGUGAAAGUGAGGUUGUUGUGCCCAAAUUUCAGAAUUGGAGGCAAGAUGAAGAAGAAGAAAUGAUCGUGGAAAAGAAAAUUUUCAAAGAUGUUUCUGAAAAAGUGUCUUCUGAAGCAAAACCGGCAUAUUCAUAUUCUGAGCCUAUGCCAGUUGUACAAGAAGUCGAAGUUGCACAGAAUUCGUUCAAUGAACAAUCGGUUGAAGAAAAGAUGGAAUGUGAUACACUUCAAAUUGUGGAGAAAAAUCAGCCUGGAAAAGAAUUAAAUGAAGAGGUUUGUCAAAAUGGAGAUGUUGUAGUGUCUGAUGAAGAAAUGUCUCAAAUUCCAAUUGCAAAAACUGAAAAUGGCGAGUGCUCUGUAUCUUCAUCUGAAGAGAAUUCAGAAGAGGAAGAAGAAGAAGUAGAAGAAGAGGAGUAUGAAGAAGCAGAAUCAGUUGAAGAUUCCCCAGUGAAGAAGUUACAAAUAUCUAGCGAAGAUUUGGAGAGUGAUGAUGGGAAUCCUCCUCCUCAGUCUGAUUCAGUUCAUGAAGAAGUUGAAGCUGAUGAAGUUGAGCAUGAAGCGGAACCUCAAGCUGAUUUACCAGAACUUGUUGAAACAGAAGACAAACCUCCUUCAUCUCCGUCACUCAAACAAAUGUGUGAUACAUUCGUGCUUUGUGAAAAUAAAGAUGCCAGCUGAAAAUGGCAUUUUCUGUCGAAAUAUGCAUUUCCCAUUUUUAAGAACUGAAACAUAUGUAGAUUUCAUUCUGUUGUCAUGAAGAUAAAAUCUUUGUGUAUAUCAUUGCAUAUAUUUUUCAUUCAAUCUUUAUUUUACAUGGCAUCCCAUCUCCAUGAAUGCACACUGGCAUUCAUUUAUGAGCAUUUUUUCAAAUUGUUUUAUAUACUCUAUAUAAAUAUGUACAUUUUUAUAUUGAAAGAAAUCAUCACAUGAUGUUAUGCAAUAUUGUAAGAUGUUUUCAUUGAAACAUUUUCCUUUGGGGCAAUUUCAUCAUAACAGGUUAUCGUUUUUGCAGAAGAAAAUGUCCCUGCAGCUUUAAAAUAGCUUUAAAUAUUUAUCUGAAAUACAGUUGUACAUUGCAUGUGAUUAAAGAAACUAAAUAAAUAUAGGACUUUGAAAAAAAAAUAUUUUAUUUUAGUAAUUAUAAAUUAAAAAUGAUAUCAAACACUUGGUAAUUUGUUAGUCUGUUACAGUAAUUUUAAAUUUAUAAUUAUUGAAAUGGAAUUUUUUUUAGGGGACUAAACCAUAUUCAUUUAAUUUUUGUCAUCACAUGCAGUGUGCAAUCACAUUUGAGGUAAAUAUUAAAUAUUGUUUUAAAGCUGUACAGACAUUUUUUCCCCCAGACUUACCGUUUGGAUUGAAUUGCCCUACGCUGUAUUGUGAGAUUUAGAAAAGAAUAUUUUUAGUAAUUGGUUUAUAUACAUAUUUUCAAAACCAUUAUGGCAAUAAUGAGUGAUCGACUACUAUCUAAUUUUGCAUUGAACUAUCUCUCAUCAAAAUAUAUAAAAAAAAAAUUAUUGUUUUUAUUAUCAUUAUUUAUAUUUCUUUGGAAAUAAAUACAAAAAUGAUCUUAACGUAUCAAUAAAUUUUGCUUGUAUUGCAGUUGUGAGAAGUAUGAGUAUUUUUCUGCUAAACUAAGAAGAUGAGUAAGGGAUUGCUUAUGGGUGGUUAAACUUUUAAAAUGUUUUUUUUAUUUAUUGAUAUUAACAAGAGAGUUUUCCCCCUACAUUUUUAACUGAUUGAAUAAUUCAGUUGGAAAUAAUUUUUGAUUGCAUGUUUAAAUUUUUAAACAGAAAUUUUGUUUUUUAUCAUUAUUAUCCAUUCCCCCCCCCCCCCCUUUCUGGCAAGAGGCGCUCCUAAACAAAAAAAACUUCCCUACUUUGAUCUUUAGAGACAUAUUUAUUAUUGAUUUUUUAAAGGCUUUCACAACACACAGUGUAACACAACCUUUGUUUUGUAUCAUCCUAAGAAUGGUAAGGAAGAUAUUUAUGAAAAGAAAAAAGUAUUUCAAAAGAAUAUGAUGUAUAUUAAAGAUUGUUUAAGCUUUCUUUUGACUUUUUGUGGUAGUAAAAGUAAAAUAUUUUUGGAUAAAUUAGAAUUAAAUUAUUUUUUUUAUAACAUUUUUGCAAAUAAUGUUCAA
Uloborus diversus is the source of this 3207-nucleotide messenger RNA. RefSeq lists its product as uncharacterized. Bases 24 to 1748 code for a protein of 574 amino acids. Gene Ontology annotation, biological process: rRNA processing. Gene Ontology annotation, cellular component: nucleus. The transcript is spliced from 9 exons. Lineage: Eukaryota; Metazoa; Arthropoda; Arachnida; Araneae; Uloboridae. The record is from RefSeq and is a predicted model, not a curated record.